This is a messenger RNA of Aspergillus chevalieri, 1455 nucleotides long. Its product is annotated as lanthionine synthetase C family protein. NCBI's taxonomy places the organism in Eukaryota, Fungi, Ascomycota, Eurotiomycetes, Eurotiales, Aspergillaceae. Gene Ontology annotation, biological process: carbohydrate metabolic process; peptide modification. Gene Ontology annotation, cellular component: plasma membrane. The transcript has 4 exons. The coding region runs from base 1 to 1455 and encodes 484 amino acids. The record is from RefSeq and is a predicted model, not a curated record.
AUGCCAUCGAGUCAACUGCAAUAUUACAAAAACACCCUCCAACCACUCCAAACCAAUCAAUCCACCCUCCAGCAAACCCUACAAGAACUUCAGCGCGCAGUAGUCCAGGGAACCAAAGUGCUGCAGGUCGGCUCCCCAGCCCCAGUGAGCCCAUCGGACCAUAGUAGUAUCUAUGACGGUACAGCAGGCAUCGCAUUAGCAUUCCUCAGACUAAACCGCCAAAAAGACGUCCUCGGGGAGACAAAACCUCCUGACUUUGCUAGGCUUGCAAAUGAGAGGAUUAUUUCUGCUGGCGAUGUGAAACUUCCUCCCCUGGGAUACAUAUCACCCGUUGGAUCUUCGCUAGGACCACUUGUCGUGCGGAUCCUAGCAGCCCUUGAACAUUCGGGUCAGUCGGUUUCGCAGAGUGAUAUCAAACUGCUGAACACGGCGGUACAGCGCUCGCUUAGCCAUGGCCAUGUGGUUUCUAGUUCAUCGGGGGAUCAUAUCCGGGGCGUCGAUGAAGUGCUCUAUGGGCGCGCGGGGUUGCUCUGGGCUGUUGUAAAUAUUCGGCACCAUGCGUUUGGUAACAAGGAUAUUGAGGGAGAUAUAGGUGCCCUUUUCGAUGCUAUUCCGAAGCUUGCCGAGGCGAUCAUUGAUGGCGGUAGACGCGGGGCGAGGGAUUAUGUUGAGAACUAUGGGGGAAAGGGCGCAUUGCCGUUGAUGUGGGUGUAUAAGGAUGAGAGGUAUUCAUUGGGAGCUGUCCAUGGGAUCGCUGGCAUCCUCACAAUUCUUCUCUCAUGCGAAUUCGAAGAGCUAAACCGCUACCUCAUGCUAAUAGCAGAAACAAUAACCGGCCUCUGCCGUAUCUCUAUCGCCAAUAAUGGCCAUCUCCCGAGUUCCAUCCCCUCCCGCUCCAGAUCUCGAGGAUCCCCUCUUGUUCAAAUCUGCCACGGAGCACCAGGGCUUUUGACUCUACUAGCUACGGCCAGAAAGAACAACCAUUUACGAACAUAUUGGAAGUCUGAAUGGGACGAGGCUAUUCAUCUCAGUGCAGAGAGAGUCUGGCAGGAAGGUCUCCUAUCUAAAGGCGGUAGUCUCUGCCACGGACUUACGGGGAAUGCAUGGUCUUUGCUAGCCCUACAUGAAAGCUUCGAGCUCGAUUCUCAUGCCGAAGGAAACGAUAAAAGUGACUACUUUCUCUCACGAGCACUGGCACUCUUACUUCUCGCACGGGAAACACCACCCUACAGCACGGCACUAGAUAUCUCGUCUGGGUAUGACUUUCGCAUGCCAGAUCGACCAUAUAGUCUCUACGAAGGACUAUCGGGGGAACUUUGUGCGUGGGCUGAGGCUUGUGUGGUGGUCCAAGCAAGGCUUUGUAACGAGGUAGGGCAGACGGAGGGUCAGCAGGCUAAAGAGAAGGCAUUGGGGAUUCCGUGUUUGGGCGGGAACGGGGUUAGCGGGGUUAUGUGA